This is a messenger RNA of Magallana angulata, 8434 nucleotides long. RefSeq lists its product as uncharacterized. Gene Ontology annotation, molecular function: protein binding. The coding region runs from base 268 to 6870 and encodes 2200 amino acids. The record is from RefSeq and is a predicted model, not a curated record. The transcript has 57 exons. NCBI's taxonomy places the organism in Eukaryota, Metazoa, Mollusca, Bivalvia, Ostreida, Ostreidae.
GCAGGUGUAAAAACUGACUGAAAUCACAAAUCAAGAGAAAUAGGUUACUAAGUUAAUAAGAUUACUGAAUCAAAUGUAUUCUGUCAUGCUUCUACGUUUACUUUGACCGUAAAAACUCUUCUAAAUUAGUUAUAGAGUAAAAUGCAUCUUGUUGUCAACCACCUUGUAAACAAUAUGGCGGACCAAGUCUAAGAAGGAGGGAAUAAAAUCCCCCAAAAUUGAAAUUAAACUCCCCUAUAAUCAGAGCUACAUUUUAAAGACACAAUCAUGCCUGGAGGAGAAUUGCAUCCUAGCAACAAAAAUGGAAGUGGUUCCUUUAGAUUUGGAACAAAUCGGCAAGUGGAGCUUACACUCCGAAAAGAAUUGGAUGACAUGGCUAAAAAAUCUCUGAAUGAAAUCGCUGUUAAAAGAGAGGAAAGACUGAAUUUUCCCCAAAGUGAUGAAAUAGUUACUUCAAGGAAGCUCCAACCAGCUUUUGUACCAGAAAGGCGUACAGAAAAGAGAAAAACAGAACCUGUGUUUCAUGAAGAGAGUCCCUCAAAAGAAGCAAAAAAGGAGCCAAAGUUUAUGUUAAAACCAGUGGUAGAGCCACCUUAUAAUCCUCUUGACAAAUCUCAAAAUGUGGAUCAAAGGAUUGCCAGUGUACACUCACGGAAACUCCCAUUUUCAAAAGAAACAACAAUCACCACAGAUGACUUGAAAAAGCCGAAAGUUUCGUCAAUUGGGAUAGUGCCAUCUAGGUCCAGUGUCAAUGUACCUGGCCUUAAAGUGAUUAUGGAAGGAAAACCUGCUCUGACUACAGAGGACUCUGCUUUAGAACAGAUGAUGCAGGUUAACUCACCGGCGAAUAAGAUGCGGGGCUUCACCCCCCUGACCUCUGAUCGGGGGACCCCAAGAGAUUUGCCGAUGCAAACUGAAAGAGAGGAGGACCUCGACCAGAAUGAAGAAACAGAAAAGAAACCCGCUAUAUUGAUGUCGGAGGGGACACUUCAGAGAGUUGCAUUUAAAGAGAGACCCAAGCCUAUUGUUCCAACCUCUUCUCUCAGGAAGACUCGCAGGAGAGCUGUGGAAAGUUCUCUUAGCAUAGCCACCUCAUUAAAAAGUGAAAACAACUUGUUGCCUGAUGAGAAUGUGUACAGUCGUUAUGAUGAGGCCAUUGCUGGUAUUGAUGAUGAUCUUCAGACAGCUGUCAGUCAUCAGGAGGCAAAGGAAGAAGGCAGGAGAGCCUCAAGUGCAGUAUCUAGUAAGUCCACAAAAGAUUUGCUGGAGGAGGCUAAAAAGAUAGCCAAGCCAGGAGCAGAACCCAUGUGGAAGAUUCAAGGCAAGAAAUCUCCACGGAAAAAGGAAGGGAAAAAAAGCAGCAGUAAAGACAAGAAGGCACAGGAGAAAUUGAAGAGUAAGGAGGAGGAGGAGACGGACGGGAAGCCCCGCCCCCGCUCCGAGCGGUCAGUGGACGAAAUCAUCGCCUCACUGAGGGCCCAGAGCUCAGGGGCCCGCACCCAGGUUUCUGAUGCAGACAGAAAAAUCCAGGAGAUUAUGGACCGAGUUAUGUCCAGGGCUAGUGCUGUUUUAAGUGAUGGUAGUGAUCCAAUGGAUUCAAAAAGAGAUUCCGAAAUUGGAUCUGAGGCUCGCAGUACUCCGCACACGCCGCUUCCGGGAGAUGGCUCUUCGCCGAGCGGUGAAGAUCAGGAUGAUAAAAAAGACAUUGAUGUGCCAGCUGAUAUUCCAGAAGAUGAGGAGUUUGAGGACGAAGCUUUGGAGCUGGAGGAGCGAGAGGAGAAACUUCCCAGUGAGGACCUGACUUCUGAGGCCAAGACGGGGGAGGAGGAGCCUGAGGCACCUGCUAUCGCUGAACCUCAAUCUCUGCCAGCAGAGGUGCCCUCUCUCCACCUCACAGAUUUAGGAGGGGCCGAGGAUGAUUCCUCAUCUGAGGAGGGAGAGGAAGAAGAAUUGGUAGACAUUAAACAAGCCUGGGAGGACCUGAUGGCUCCUCCUGAGGCAACUUGUGAGGAUAUUGUCAGUGUCCAGGGUAAAAACUUGGACCUGUUGAGCAGACAGCCGGCUCAGGGACCAGUGACCAACAAAAUGACUGUGUUCUCUGAUGCUGUGUCCUUCCUGUCCACCUGGAAACCUAUCACCCCCUCUAAGUACCAGCUACCAGAGAUAGAGGAGGAGGAAAAGAAGCCGAUGAAACGUGUCCACCAUUUCUGUACAGUCAACGAUGACUAUCAGCUACCUAAUGAGUACAAAAACUUGGGCAGGAAAUACCACACUCCAAGCAAGUUUGACUCUGGACAACAACCAGCUCGAUAUGUAGGAGGAUAUGAGGAGAAGGAGAUACAGGAGGAUGAAGCCUCAGUGUACUCUGAUUCUACAGCCGCUCAGGAGGCCGAGGAGAAGAGACUUGCAAUUGCUGCUAGACGAGUUCUCGAGGAGACAAAGAAAGAUACAGAGGAAACUCUGGAGGCCUGGCAGCAGAAGGCCAAUGAAGUGUUUAACAUUGCUCCAGUGUCAGUUGAAGGAACAAAAAUGUCAGUCCUGUCUGAUGAAUCUCGCCUUUACUGGACACCAGCCCCACCCAAAUUUGACGUGCAGCCUGCCAGGGUCAAGGAUGUUUUGUUCCCCGACUACCAGCCGGCCUCGCUUGGAAUGGAUCCACAGGAAGUGGCAGCCACACGGCAGAUGGAGGAGAUGGAGGAGAGCUCUGAAGAGGAGGAAGAAAUGGAGAUGGUGGACUCUGCUGAAGAGAGAUACCAGGAAAUAUACAGACUUUUGUAUCACAAGAGUACCUCAAUGGAAGAUCUGACAGAGUUUGUGAAAGCAGCAAAGCAGAGGGAGGAUGACAUCAAAGAUGGGAAAAUCUACCCAUAUGAAAAAAGAAAACUGCUAAAGGAAGAACAAGACAAACUUGAUCAAGCUGCUCCCCCGCCCCCUCCCCCUGAUGCUGAGACUAAGGAAGCACUGGUUACUCCGGUACUCCAAAGGACAACUGAAAUGACAGAUAACGAGAUUUUCCCUGUGUUUGUCCCAUUAAGAAGAAGCACAUCAACUUUGGGGCUCAGUAAGGGGUUGGACGACACUUUACUGGUUCCUCAGGAUUACAAUGCAGCCAUGGAGGAGAUUUCCACUCAAAAAUCCAAUGUCAGGCAAAUGAAACUAAACAAGAAGUUAUUAGAAGCAAAAGAAAAAGAGGAAGAGAGUAGACUUGAAUGGCAGUUACAGCAAGAGAAGAUAGCAGAAGAGAGGGCGGAGACAUAUAAAGAGGAACCAAAGAUGAAAGAUGAGCCUACACCAGCAGAACUUGCGCUUCAGGCAGGCAGGGCAUAUGUCAUCCUUCCCAAAAAAGGAAAAAAGAAGUCGAAACGCAAAGCCCCAAUCUCGAUGGAGAGACUAGAACAGAUUGAGAAGUUCCUCCGAGCACCUCCUAAACCUAUUGAGCGCUCUAACUCCAUGCUCAAAAUUGUUCCUCCCGUGGAGAGGGAACUGAGAGUGUCCUCGAAAGUGAGACAAGGAUCUCGCCUCAGCCUGCCGAACCUUUUGGAUUUUGAUUCCUUCACAAAAAUCAAGAAAAUGCCCAACGACUGUGUCCCCAGGGAGUGGGUGCGAGACAUGUGGAAUGGCUGGUUUGACCAGGUGUUCCCCCCUACUCCCUCCGAGUCCGAGGAUGAGGAACCUGAGUACCAGCCAGAUGAACCCGUGUCCCAAACACGUGAAGAGAAGGAGAAGGAAAAGAAAAGGAAAGACUCUUUGAGCAGCUAUAUCUCUGAUGCCUUGAGUGAGAUUGAACCACUGGACGAUUCAGAGCAAAAUAUUGAGCUUCACCAGAUAAUCCAUGAAGAGAUUCAGAAAUUAACUGGUCAAAUUGCAAUGGGAAAACCGAAAGCGUUUGACCUCUGUAGAAGAGGAGCUCUCUAUAGAAAGGUUGGAAUGAUAAAAGCAGCCCAGAUAGACCUUGAUCUGGCCAUCAAGAUGGAGCCCCUGCUUCUGGAUGCCUACUGGCACCGACAUCUUCUGUAUCUACUGAAGGACCAGAAACAACAGGCCAAGGCUGACCUGACCUUCAUCCUUAAGUACAACAACAAGCAUGGCGGGGCAUACAGAUCCAUGGCAGAGAUAUUGAGGAAGGAGAAUAAUCCCAAUGAUGCAAUAAUCAACUACUCCAUGGCCAUCAAGCUAAAUCCCAGAGACCAUGAAGCUUACUUCCAAAGAGCAGCCAUGUAUGAAAAGACUGACAAGAUGCCAUUGGCUUUGGAUGACUUCAUGAUGUGCAAGAAGAUUCUCCCAACCAGAACUGAUGCCAUUUUAAAGCAUGCCAUGUAUUAUUUCCAACAGAAAAAUUGGAAUACAGCCAUUCAAGACUUCACAGACCUUCUGAGGGUUGACCCUUUGAACUCUAUGGCUCGCAUGUAUCGAGGUCGCGCCCUAGCAGAGCAAACCCAGUGGAACGCUGCAGUAGAAGACUUGUCAGCAGCUAUUCAUUUAGACCCCAAGAGCUGGCAGGCAUUCUUUUACAGGGCCUGUAUUCUUAGAAAGGCUCAUCCAAAGCAAGCUCUACAUGACUACAGUGUCUCCCUCCUCAUCAACGACAAUGAUGACAACGUCAUGUCUUACCUUCAUCGAGGCAUCCUGUACAAUUCCAUGAACAGGUUUGAAGAUGCUAUCCCAGAUUUUGAAAGUGUGCUCAAACUAAACAAGGAUAUUGCUUGUGCUCAUGUGAAUCUAGGUCUUAUUUACAUGAACCAUUACGAGAAUUAUCACAGAGCCAUCAAGAAGUUUACUGCAGGCAUCAAGGUGGAUCCUACGUAUGUGAGGGCAUAUGUCUGCCGUGGGGAAGCAUAUCACAAGAUACAUGAUCUGCGUGCUGCAUUAAAAGACUUCACCAGAGCUAUACAUCUACGUCCAGAUGUCCACCAUUACUAUAUGUACAGGGGUCAGCUAGUGCUGGAGCUAGGAAAUCUGGAGAUGGCCGCUUUCUGUGUCAAGAUGUUUGAACUAGGCAGGCAAGCCAAAAAAGAUUCGAUGGCACGACAUGCUUCAGAGAUGAGCUCCAACUCCUCUCUGGGAGAGAUGCCCACACAGCAAGCAGUGGUACAGUCCUUCCUGAAGAAUUAUGACAAGGCCAUAGAAGCUCUCAAUGCCGCGACACGAGUGAAACCAGUUCCGCCAUUGUUCAUGCUUCUGGGCAAAACUCAGAUGAAGGCCAAGGUAUUUAAAGACGCCAUCACCAGCUUUGACAGAGCUCUACAGCUAUAUCGAGAUAGCAAUGGGAAACCAUGGAGACGAGAACCUUGGCCAAUGGAGGCUUCUGAGUGUCAUUUCCUGAUUGGUAUGUGCCACAUCGAGUUGAAAGGUUAUCACGAAGCAAAAGAUGCGUUUACCUCAGCAGUCAAAAUCAACCCCAACUAUGCUCAGGCUCUCUAUCAAAGAGGUGUGGCUAAGAUGAAGCUCAGCAGCCGAGGCUUGAGUAGAGAAGGAAUCCAAGACUUCAACAGAGCUCUAGCCAUCAACCCUAGAAUAUUCCAGGCAUACCUUAGCCGAGCAUGUUAUUACGGCAUGAAGAAGAAUUACACUAAGGCUAUUCUGAACUGCAAUGAGGCCACCAAGCUCCAGCCCCGCAGUGUUCGGGCUUACCUUUACAGAGGGGCACUCAAGUAUCAUAUCAAGGCCUAUGACCUUGCCAUCCGUGACCUUGACAUUGCCAUCGGAAUAGACAGUACAUGUGACCUGGCAUUCUUCAACAGAGCUGUCUGCUACCAGGAGAAGAAAAAUUACCAUAAAUCUCUGAAAGACUAUGGUAUAGUGCUGCUACUUGGAGAUGACAACAGACUCCGAACAAAGGUCUUGAUCAAUCGAGGUUUGCUGUACUUCUCCCAGAAGGAUUACACCAAUGCUCUCUAUGACUUUAAGAUGGCUGCUAAACUAGACCCGCAGAACUACAGAAUUCUCCAUACACUGGGUCUCUGCUACCACAAAAUGGAUCGACUGAAGGAAGCAGUAGGGGUGUUUACUUCCUGUCUGGAGAGAAAUCCAUUCUUUUUGGAUGGAAUCAUUGCACGUGGAAAUGUCUAUAUGGAUUAUGGUUCUCAGGGAGGAAUCAUUUAUGCCAGACGAGAUUAUGAGAGAGUUUUGAUGCAAAAUCCACUUCAUCUGCCAGCUCGAGUCAACCUGGCGUACACUCUACAAGUGUCUGGCAAGUUCAUGCACGCCUGGAGACAGUUUACAGCUGCCAUCGAGAUCAAUCCUAGGUUCAAGCCUGCCUUAGAGGGCCGGGCAGUGGUCAAUCUCCAGAUGAGCAACACGUUUGCAGCCUUCCAGGACAUUUGUGAGUCCAUCAAGGUGUCGCCCACAGCAGAGUUACUGACCAACAGAGGCGUCAUUAACCAGUUCAUGAAGGACCGUGUGAACGCCAUGAAGGACUACCAGAAUGCCAUCAGGAUGGACCCCACCUACUCACUGGCUUACUUCAAUGCCGCCAAUGUGUACUUCCACACCCGGCACUUCAAACAGGCUCUGAAUUAUUACAACAGCGCGGUGGAACACAACCCCCAGGACGAGUCUGCCCUACUGAACCGGGCCAUCACAAAAGUAAUGUUGCGAGAUUCCCAGGGUGCACUUGGAGACUUCAAGGCAGCCAUUAAACUUAGUCCGCACACGGCCCACAUGUAUUUCAACAGAGGAAAUCUGUAUGCUUCCAUGGAGCAGUUUGAUCAAGCAGAAAAGGACUACUCUAAAGCCCUCUCACUAAAACCUGACGAUCCCCUUGUGCUGAAGAGAAGAGCAGACGUCUUAGGUAAGCUGGGGAAACGUGAUGAGGCCAUUGAGGACUAUAAACGAGCAGUGGAAAUCCAAAGUCAUCUGACAGGGAACUAAAACGGGGAAAAAGUCACCCAAAGCUAAAGACAUGCAUGAAAACAGUGUUCCUAAGCAAUUUCUGCCAAAUGGUCAUUUUGAUGAAAUUUGGCUUUAUUUUGUGGAAAUAUUUGUAUUUCAUUAUUUAUUUUGUUGACAGUGAUAGUUUUAUGUAUACAUGGUAAUCCCCAAAAAUACUUUGUCCACGUCUGUUUACCGUAAUUCCGUCCGUAAGAUUUGGAAUCGACUGCUGACCCGAACUGUGAUACUUGGCAUUUAUACGACAUUUUAUUUAAGGUUGUGAUUGGUUGUUGAAAAUAAAACAAAAAGCAAUUCAUAGUUUUGUUUUUCAAGUUUAUUUUUUUUUCAGAGUGUACAAAAUAUGGUUAUCAAUAAAAAAAAGAAAGAUCAGUGAUUGACAAUAUUUACACAGCACAUUGAAGAUAACGUGAUUAUUCACCAAAAAUCAACAAACACUUUGUUUCCUUAGUGAAAGAUUUUUUUUUUUCAUGAUUUAUAUGAAUCAAUGUAACAAUUACUUCUGGAGUUUCUCCAUAUGAUAACUGCUUUCAUUGAUUCAAAAGUAAAUGUUCCUGGUUUGUAUCUUGACUAGCACUUUAAAAAUUGAACUGUAUGAUGGAGAGUGAGAGAGAUACGGAAGACAGGUUUUCGAUGUAGAAAUGUUUUGGUAUGGUGUGAGCAAUAAGAAUAAUGUUAUUUACAAAAAAUGCCUAAUGAGUGUUAUGAUUGGUCCAUAAUUACUUACAAAAAAUGUGUAACAUCUCUAACAAACUGAUGAACAUGUUCUACAAAAUAUAAAAAAAACCUGAUUCACAUGCAAGGUCAUAUUUGAAAAAAAACCCACCAACAAAACACUCAAUACAUGUACUAGGUAUGCAGGGCAAGCAGUUGGGCAACUACUAAAUAGUACAAAGCAUACUAGUACUUUCUCUAAUACACACAACAUUUAGAACUGUACAGAAAUUAAUUAGAUUUAAAGGAUAAAGCUCAUUAAUAAUGCCCUUUGCUUUCUGCUAAUAUCCACCUGGUAAAUGCUGUGAAAUCAAAAAUAUUCCUUUGGGAUUCAUUUUCCUCCUCCAUAAACCAUAAAACAUGGCAUAUUAUUCAGGGCUUUAAUACGUUAACUUUUUUCCUGACUUAAACCGAGUAACAAAUUGUAAAUGCCAAAAAUCCUCAAAUCUUUCUUUAAUCAAGAAAAUUAACUCUUGCAAAAAUUAAAGAUCUCACUGCAAGCAUACACAGUCCUGUUUUCCAUGCGGUGUAUCCAAUGAAGCAUUAGGUUAUAUAAAAUAUUAAGAGUUAUUGGUAUGUGAUUAAUACUUUACAACCAAUCAGAAUGUGUUUUACUUUUUAAAAGUACACCUUACAACCAAUCAUUAGAGGCUUUGUUUCUUUUCUAUAGGAAACUAACUUAAACAAUUCGAGACAACCAAACAAUGAGGCCAGCUGUGCACUUUUUUAAGGAUACAGGAAAGCUUAUUGCACGAAACAUUAACACCAUCUCAUAGAGAGUAAUACUUCACAAGAAUCAAACACACAAAACAUUUCAUACAUAUAUAUACAC